GACUUAAAAACAAUGAGUUGUUUAAGAAAGUUUUAUCUCUGCUGGAAAACCUUUCAUGUGGCCAGCGUCAACAUGAUGAAUGUCGAAAUGUGAUUGGGCAUGAUAGGACAUGUUCCCAUUUAUUAGAGUGUUACAGGGUCAAUAAUCAGUUACACCUUGCUUGGUUUAUAGAUAUUGCUCCCAUGGAUAAUUCCCAUUAUUACACCCAAGUUGUGAAGGUCUGGGAUAUUUUGCCGUUGUCCGCUGUACAAAAACUAGCAGAUCAGCUUGAUGUUAUGUUUGGGAACUAUACUGUGGAUAAGAUGAAUCGCUGCAAGCACAAAUUCACUGAAGGGAAUUUGGUUGUUCCAAUGAAAUGGCCCAUGGAUUCAAGUUCUCAGAGUUUGACAAAUUCACUGGCUUCACUCAGUUUGAGGGAGGGAUAUAAAGCAUACCCUACAAAUUACAAGAACCAUUCUAAGCCCCAAACAGGGAAGUCUGGUAGAAGAAGAAAUUGGGCUUUCAAAUGAAGUUUGUAACAAUCAGUUGGCGCAAUCAAAUAUUGCCUACAAUGUUGACAAAAUACUAGCUACUAUGUUUGGUUCCACUAUGCAUUUGGAAUUGCUAGGUUGAACUUUUUUGCUUUUAAUUACAUUGUUCAUCAUUGUUCUGAGAUGCAAUGAGACUUUUUUAAGGCAUGGUUAUGGUUAAUAUCCUAAAAACUGACUACACAAAAGCAUUGAAAGUUUGAUUGCAUAGAACAUUUUAAAUUCAUUGAAAUUGUGCUCUUUGUGAGCGAGAACACAAAUCUAACAAA
Molecule: messenger RNA, 796 nt
Organism: Ziziphus jujuba (common jujube)
Lineage: Eukaryota; Viridiplantae; Streptophyta; Magnoliopsida; Rosales; Rhamnaceae
Exons: 3
Coding region: 183-509 (108 amino acids)
Source: RefSeq, a predicted model, not a curated record